Varanus komodoensis (Komodo dragon) is the source of this 8241-nucleotide messenger RNA. RefSeq names its product retinoid X receptor alpha (gene RXRA). Gene Ontology annotation, molecular function: retinoic acid-responsive element binding; nuclear steroid receptor activity; zinc ion binding. The record is from RefSeq and is a predicted model, not a curated record. The transcript is spliced from 11 exons. Gene Ontology annotation, cellular component: RNA polymerase II transcription regulator complex; nucleus. NCBI's taxonomy places the organism in Eukaryota, Metazoa, Chordata, Lepidosauria, Squamata, Varanidae. Bases 247 to 1623 code for a protein of 458 amino acids. Gene Ontology annotation, biological process: retinoic acid receptor signaling pathway; response to retinoic acid; positive regulation of transcription by RNA polymerase II.
CCAACCUGGCCGUCCUCCUGCUCCGGCCAGGCAGCUGCGUCAGGGAGGAGUGGCCGAGGCCGCAGCUUCUCCGCCGGGCUUGAUCAGAAAGAUGAGCCGAGUCAGGGCAGCUGCUGGCUGUGGCGACGCCACGGUGGACUCAUUGACUGGAUUCACACGUCCCGGUGGGCGACCCCGCGUGGUUUCUGUGACUUUUCUGCCCAGGUCAGCUCCACUUCCUUGAGUUCUCCGACGAGCCGCGGGCCCAUGAACGCACCCACCCUCCAUCCGCCCAUGGGACCCGGCAUCGGCAGCUCCCUGGGGUCCCCCAGCCAGCUGCACUCGCCCAUCAGCACGCUGAGCUCGCCCAUCAACGGCAUGGGGCCGCCGUUCUCCGUCAUCAGCUCCCCAAUGGGGGCUCACUCGAUGUCCGGCCCGUCCACCCCCGGCCUUGGAUUUGGAACCGGCAGCCCACAGCUCAAUUCGCCCAUGAACCCAGUGAGCAGCACGGAAGACAUUAAGCCCCCCUUGGGCAUCAACGGGGUCCUCAAAGUGCCAGUGCACCCCUCGGCAGCCAUGGCCUCCUUCACCAAGCACAUAUGUGCCAUCUGCGGCGAUCGCUCUUCAGGUAAACAUUACGGGGUGUACAGCUGCGAGGGCUGCAAAGGCUUCUUCAAGCGGACGGUGCGGAAGGACUUGACCUACACCUGCCGUGACAACAAAGAUUGCUUGAUCGACAAGCGCCAGCGGAACCGAUGCCAGUAUUGCCGGUACCAGAAGUGUCUUGCCAUGGGCAUGAAGAGAGAAGGGAUGGAGCACCAUCCAUCCCGGCCCACAAGACUCCCUGGAAGGCAGGAAGAACAAGCUGUGCAAGAGGAACGGCAGCGAGGGAAAGAUCGCAACGAAAAUGAGGUGGAGUCGACGAGCAAUGCAAACGAGGAGAUGCCUGUGGAGAAGAUUCUGGAAGCGGAACUCGCCGUGGAGCCAAAGACCGAGACGUACAUUGAAGCAAACAUGGGCCUUACUCCAAAUUCGCCCAAUGACCCAGUCACCAACAUCUGCCAAGCUGCGGACAAGCAGCUCUUCACACUGGUGGAGUGGGCAAAAAGGAUCCCCCAUUUCUCGGAGCUGCCCUUGGAUGACCAGGUCAUCUUGCUCAGGGCCGGCUGGAAUGAAUUGCUGAUUGCCUCCUUCUCUCACCGGUCCAUUGCCGUGAAGGACGGCAUCCUCCUCGCCACUGGCCUCCACGUCCACCGGAACAGCGCCCACAGCGCGGGGGUUGGCGCCAUCUUUGACAGGGUAUUGACAGAACUCGUGUCAAAAAUGCGGGACAUGCAGAUGGACAAGACGGAGCUGGGGUGCUUGCGAGCCAUAGUCCUCUUCAACCCUGACUCGAAAGGGCUUUCCAAUCCUGCUGAGGUGGAGGCUCUGCGUGAGAAGGUGUAUGCGUCACUCGAGGCCUACUGCAAGCACAAGUAUCCUGACCAGCCUGGGAGGUUUGCCAAGCUGCUGCUCCGCCUCCCAGCCCUUCGGUCCAUCGGCCUGAAAUGCCUGGAACACCUCUUCUUCUUCAAGCUAAUAGGGGACACACCGAUCGACACCUUCUUGAUGGAGAUGCUGGAAGCUCCCCACCAAAUGACUUAAACGAUGGCCUCUGGCAAGAGUUGCCCCCUGUCCUGCCACCGCCGCCACCACGACGCCUCCCGCUCCACUGCUGCCACCUCUUGUCCUUGGUGCAAAAGCCUCCUCCUUUGGCCCACCCUGGGCCGCUCACCCGGUGAACUUGUGACGCAGCCCCGUUGCCACGCCGUCUGUCUCCGUGUGUCUGAGCAUCGGUGUUCAUGGUUCCUUCCACAGGUGUCGAGACGGUGGGUUUCAAAUGUGCGGUGGUCACCCCCCACCACGCACCUCGGCACCCCUUUUCCAGCACAGGCAGAUUUUGGGUCCUGCCCAGCUCUCCCAUGUUUGUGGCCUUGUUUGUCCUUUCCACAUGUGCAUGCGCACACACAAGCAUACACACAGACCCCCACACACACACCGCCAGGACACGCAGAAAAGCCAAUGUGUUCACGUCAUUCACAGCACACAGCUGAAACUCUGGAUAUCAUCUCAUGCAUUUGGAUUCAACUCAGCAGGAUCCUGCUAGAGCCAUAUUUAAAUUAUGAACAAGGCUUUCUGGGAAACAGGGUGCAGUGGGGUCAGAAUUCCAUGUGGGCAUGAAGGGCAGGUUUUACGCUCUUCUUUUCAUUUCCAGCAUCCAAAGAUGUCAUUUUCUCAGUAUUUGAAUGAACUUGUCAGUGUUUUAAAUCUGUAACGGCCAAGGCUGGAGGUCCACCUUUGCUCGUAUCAUAACCCACAAUGCAUGGCAGUUCUGUGCCCAGGGGCGGUGGGAGGUCUCGGUGGCUUGGCUGCAGCGGAUGGUCGUUCUCCCGCUGUUUAGCGGAACGGAGGGGAAAAGCAAAUGCUGGCGAGGUGGAAUGUUCGGUCAGAGAAGCCCAGGAGAGCGGAGUGGGAAGGGGCGGGCGGCAAGCAGACCCGCGCCCUGCUCGGUGCAGGACCCCCAUGGACUGGCUGCCUCUUGAGUGCCUCUCAUGUGCAAGAGCCCAAAGCCUCCCUGGGCCACGAGUGCCAUCCUCGUGCUGCUCUAACAGCCAGGAAUUUUUUCCUGGUAUCUGUCUGAGUCCUGCUCUCUGGGAUGACUGAGAAGCAAUCCCAGCCUUCCUUGAAACAUGCAACCGUAUCUCCCUUCUCCCUUAUGGGGCUUUGUUUCCAGCCCCCAGAUCAUCCUUGUUGCCCUCCUCUGAACCUUUCCGGCUUGUAUGUAUCUUUCUUGAACUGUGGCUCCCGGAACGACACAGCGCUGCAGAGGAGGCCGCACCAGUGCCGAGCAGAGGAGGCUGAGGACUGGGUGUGAUUUGGAAGCGAUGCUUCUGGGAAUGCAGCCCAAAAUAGCAUUUGCCCUUUUUGCAGUCACAUCAGAUUGCUGACCCAUAUUCAGCUCGUGAUCUUCAACAACUGCAAGGCCCUUCUCACUUUUAGUAGGUUGAGCAGCUGUAACGAUGCAUGUUAUUUCUUUUUCCUAGGUGCAGAACUUGGUAUUUGCCCCUGUUACAUUCAGUUCUGCAGUUUCCAGUCCAAUGUUCCAAUCAAUCAAAUCACUUUGAAUUUUGUUUCUGUCUUCCAAGGAAUUAACUAUCUCAUUACAUUUUGCAUUAUAUGCAGAUUUGAUCAGCAUUCCCAUCACCUGCUUAUCCAAAUCAUUAAUGAAAAUGUUGACGAGGCCCAGGCCCGGGACUGAGCCCUGUGCCCCCCACUUGAUCCCUCUCCCCACUCUGGGAAGGUGCCACUGAGGAGCACUCUGAGCGUGAUUCCGUAGCCAGUGCAGACCCACCUGAAAAUUGUAGCCCAUUUUGAGCAACUCAUGGGGCACUUUGUCAAAAGCUUUGCUGAAAUCAAGAUAUAUUAUGUCCACAGCAUUUCCAAGAUCCACUAUGGAGGUUACCUGAUUUAAAAAAAAAAAAAAAAUAGAUCAGUUUAGUCUGGCAGGAUUUAUUUUUGACAAAUCCAUGUUGGCUUCUAGUCGUCACAACUUUGUUUUGAAGGUCUUUGCAGACUGACUGCUUUCCAAUCUGCUCCAGAAUUUUCCCAGGCACUUAUGUCAGACUCCAUAGCAUGUAGUUCCCAGGUUCUUCCCUUUUCCCGUUUUUGAAGACAGGGACAUCAUUGGACCAACUCCAGUCAUCUGGCACUUCCCCUGUUCUCCAGGAUUUUCCAAAAUAAGAGGCAGUGGCUCUGAGAUUCUUGCGCAGUGGAUUGGGCCAUGGAGAGUUUGUCUAGCUUCAAGUACUGAGGAGUACUUGAAACCAUUGCCAGAACUCGAAAUGCGACCCUGACCCUUCUCUGGCAUGUCACCUUUGCCAGGGUGGUCACACCCCACUUACGGAGCCGAUUGAGCCAAAGGAGGCACUGAGCACGCCUGUCUUUGUCCCCUCUUACCGCUUCGUCAUCUCCACCGAGUCGCUGAGCCACCAUCGCUCUCCUCUGUCCUCUCUGCAGGUGGCUCUGAAGAGGGCUUUUGGCAUCCCUCACCAACCUCAGCGCAUUCUUAGCCAUAGCCUUCCCAGCACCUUCCCAGCAGCUCCACGUGCUUCAUCUGCACCCUUCCUGUGCAGCCUGGUUUCCUUCCACUUCCCUUUUUGUCUCCAGGUCACCUCUGAGCUUUCCGUAGAGUUGCAGUGGCUUCCUCUGGUGUCGCCUCCCUUUUCUUCUUGUGGAAAUCGCUUGUACUUGUGCCUUCAUAAUUUCCCUUUUUUCAAAAUGUCCUCCCAUCUUGGACCACUUUUCCAUUAGAGUUGUUGGCCAUGGGACCCUGCUUAUUAUUGUUCUGAGUUUAUUACAAUCAGCUUUCCUAAAAUCUAGGGUACAUGUCUGGGUAUUCUCAGCUUUUGCUUCUUUAGACUCAAGAAUUCAAUUAAGGCGUGCUCACUUUCUCCUGGAGUUACCAUGACUGCUGCUUCGUCCACAGGCUCUUCCCUGUUGGUUAGAAUCACGCCAAGGGCAGUCAUGCCCCUAGUUCCUACCCUCACUCACUGUAGGAGGAAGCUGCCAGCAACGCAUGUUCGGAGUCUCUUGGGGCCAUGGUGGCCGGAAUGCAGAUAUCAGGGGCAUGGAAUUCGCCCAUCGUGACUUCUUGAAACACUGGCAGUUUGCUUCUCAGACGUUUCUGCAUCUUCUCCUUGACUGGGUGACUUGUAGAUGCUGCCCCCGUGUCCUCUUCAUGCUCUGCUCUGUUUAAUUUGAUCGAGAUGCUCUCAUUGGGUCUGCUAAGCUCAUCCUCUUGUACUUCCUUGCAGGGAUAUCUGUCUUUAACAUACAGCAGGACUCCAACCCCUGCUCUGGUCUUCCUGAGCAAGCUAUAGCCUUCAUUUGAUGAUUCCCACCCAGUUUCAGUUACCCCUCUCAGGCUGCGUCGGCCCUGGGCUGUGUGUUUCUUAUGCUCAGAGCUCGAGUGUGUAGAAAUCAGAGACCAAGUGCUAGAGAGCUUUCCUCCUACAUUUUUGUAAGACUAUUAUUGGGAGCACUCAGAGCUGCCCUUCCCAUUGUGCUGCGUAGGCCUCUGUCUGUUGUCCCCCCCCGCCCCCAUUUUUCUUCUCCCUCCUCAUGGAAUUCCAUUUAAAGCCCUUCUGAUAGAAUCUCUCCUGCUGAGGCCACGCACCGUCUCCCCAGCCCUGGUGGGGUACAUGCCAUCCCUUGCCGGUGGUCCCAGAAUCCAGGUCUCUCAUGUCAACACCACCUGGGCAGACAGACAUUCAGCUGGAGUAUUUUUCCUCCUCCUCUUCUUCCUCUGCCCAGUACUGAAAGGAUGAAUGAGAAAAUUAUCUGGCCCUGGAAGCUUACUACUCUGACAGGCUCCAGAAAACUCUUCUGAAGAUGGCGCUCUUUUCCGUUUCGAAUGCAAGAGGCACCUUUUGCGUGUGUGGGUCUACUUCAAACAAAAAGCAAAAAGUAUGGGCAGAGCUCACAGCUUUUCAGCCCCCCAGACGUGUUCGCCUGCAGAGUGAGGUCUCGGGCCUGCAGAGCUUCACAGGCGGUUGCUCAGGAAGACAAAAUCAAGCUCCUAGUCCCUCAGAGUUCUGACCACUCACUCACAAGCCUGUGCUCCCUUGGUAGCAGCACCCUGGAAGCCCAUGCGUGCUUUUCUUUCUUUUCCUCAAAAGGAAACCAGAAAAACAGCAUGGGGCCGGGUGACCUGCUGAAAGAAAGAGGAUGUUCUUGGUCGUGUGGGUCAAGGCCAGGAGGGCCAUGGCUGAGGCUGGAGGCUCCCGGGGGUGCCCACCCAGGGCGAGCCACGCAGGGCGCUCCCAUGCUCGCUGCGGCGGUCAGCCGGAGGCACCCACAGUUGCCCAUGAGCUUGCACAUCACAGGUCCAGGGCUGGCGGACUCGAAGACUCCAGCGUUCCAGACCCUUUGAGGACCCCCCUUGCACAGGGGGAGGGAUCAUGUUUAGAAUUACGAUGGGAAGUUCUCAGCACCUUCCCCAAAUAAUGCAAAUGUGACAGCCAAAGACUUGUGGACUUUGCACCCACCACCAUGGCCUUACAGCACCCGGCCACCUCCUUCCCUCCCAUUUUAGAGACAGAGAAGCAGAGCAAGGUGGAAGGGGUCUCCCGGGCCAUCUAGUCUGACCCUGGCUCCAGCCAGCUCCACUCGUGGCAUCUUCUUCCACACAGCAGGGCUGCUCUUCUCCCUUCCCGAGACCUUUGCAUCAUCUUGCCAAACAACUGAGCCGUCGUUUAUUAUCAUCAUUCUAACCACACACUGGCUGCAUAAGCAUGGCGACCUGGGCUCAGAAAUACUUGCAACGAGGCAAAGCCUCGUGUUUUCCAAGGGAAAGACCAGAGGGUGACAGAGAGCACGGAAGAGCUGGCUGUGGCAGGGCAGGGGCAGGCGCUCGUGGCCGGCGCAGCCCCGCUUGCUCACGGCUGUCAUGCGCGGGACCAGGGGCCCAAAGCGCACGUGCCGUUGGCAGGGUGGCUCUGCCUUUCCUUGCUGGGGCCUGCGGGCGUGUGGAGUGCAAUUCCUGGCAACCUCAUCAGCACACCUGAAAGGUGCCGUCCGGUACCCUGGAGGGCACCUGGCAGGCAGGACCAAGAUGCUCUGGGGUGCGCAUUUAUACCCCUGAUUCUUGACUGGGUCUCCACACUCAGCGCCAGGCAAGGAGGGCGAUUCCAAGAGGCAAAGCCGUUCCAUCCAGAUCUGUCUGGAGGGACGUCUUUUCAGGGACUGGUGAAACGCUCCUUUCUGGAGCACACGGAUGGUCGGGGCAGGAGCAUUCAUCUCCGGAAAAUCUUUGGAUCACCGCACGUGCUUGGGCUCAGUCUUGCUCCUGUUUCCCAGCCUGGUUUGCUGAAAUAUCCUAAUUUGCACGGGUUUUCUUAACAGACUGAAUGGGCCGAACUGCCGUCUGUGGAGGCACUUGGUGCAUUUUGGGGGAGCUCUGCAGAAUCUCGCGCUGCUAGGUUUGUGCAAGCUUCCCACUCACGCAGAGCGAGCAGAGAUUGCAAAAGGGCACUGGACCCAGGGCACGGGCUGGCCCAGCGCUUGGAGACUCUCGGGGGCCUCCAGCGUGGCUCUCGCAUCCGCCUGCCGUGGGAAAGAGCCAAAGGGUUCCGAAAGCCUUUCCCAUGCUGAGCGAGCUGGACCCCUCUUUGCCUCCAGGGCCCCUUCGCUGGUGGGCCGAGCUUCCCACCCCAGGGUGGACCAGUGGGUGGGCAAGGGCACGGCCUGGCAUGAGACCGCAUGGGACAUGCUCAGUGGAGACACGUAUGUGUACACAUGUAUGUAGUGUAGAUAGAGACACUGUAUAAAGUAUCAUUCACAUAUACAUAUGUUAUACCCACUUUAGUGUUCCCUUGUGCUCUUGGUUUUUUUAAACUUUAACUCUUCUCUCCAUAUUUUCGUUUGCUUUAUGAAAGCGAGUGUGUCACAUUGGAACCUGCCUGUCUGCCCGGUCCCCAUCCCUGUGAGUUGGUGGUCUCCAAGGCCAAACCCUGCAGCCCAAGAAGAGGGACUUUCUGCAUCUAUUUUAAGGUGCUUUUCUGGGGUGGGGGUGGCGUAACAGGAGGGGAGAACAGCAGGUAGACCGAACAAUAGCUUUAGCAAAUUCCCAACACUUAGGAAUACCGAUGCCUUCGCUAUGGAGCUCAUAGCUUUAAAAAAAAAAAAAUUAGAAAGCAUUAAAAAAAAGAAAAAAAUAAAUUUUUAAAAAAAGAGAAGGUAAGCAAAAUAUCUAAAGCAUCAAUAAAGUUAAAUAUCUAUUUUUGUACAAAUGUAAUUUUAUCCCUUACAUAUUCUUAGAUAAUUUGAGGUUGGUUUUCUGGGGGUGGGGGGAGGAGGGGAAUUCUCUGCUUUUAUAGCCUCUUCUCUGAGUCCCCCGUUCACAUGCCCAGCCUUUGUACCGUGUUGACAUGUCUUUCCAGUGAGUGGAUUUUUAUCUCCUCCCAACCCACCUACUUUUGGAUUCCCAAAACAGGGCCCUUUGUCGCGUCCCUUGCUGCCCCCCCCCCCCACCACUGCAUCGCCAUGCAGGUCAACUUUACUGUGAAAUCACUACCGCGUACUAUUGUUCACUAAAAAAUUAAGUAAAUGAAAAAAAUUGCUGGAAAUGCCAGUAUUUUGAAGAAAUGUAUUAGAAUUGUUUAAAAAAGUAAAAAGAAAAUAUAUGAGCAUUUUAAAAUAUAAUACAGUUCUAUUUCUCUUUUA